Molecule: messenger RNA, 1843 nt
Organism: Heteronotia binoei (common prickly gecko)
Lineage: Eukaryota; Metazoa; Chordata; Lepidosauria; Squamata; Gekkonidae
Gene: TUBA1B
Product: tubulin alpha 1b
Exons: 4
Coding region: 280-1635 (451 amino acids)
Biological process (GO): mitotic cell cycle; microtubule cytoskeleton organization
Cellular component (GO): cytoplasm; microtubule
Molecular function (GO): GTP binding; structural constituent of cytoskeleton
Source: RefSeq, a predicted model, not a curated record
GGGUCAUUGGUCUCAACCAAUCACUAAUUGUGAGCUCACAGAUGGACGUGCCAGCCUGCCCAAUGACAACCGAGCAGCAAGUUUAUUAUCCUAAAUACAUGUAAGGCCAGCUGCCCCACCCAGCUUUGGGAGGGAGAUGUGAUAUAAAACCAGCAGGGCGGCUCUUUUCUUUCCCAUUCUGUUACUUACAUCGACUCUUAGCUUGUCGAAAGAAGUAACAUCAGAGGUUUAAUCUCUCUUCUUUAAGUCUCUUUUUCGAGGUUCUUCCUUAUCAACAUCAUGCGUGAGUGUAUCUCCAUCCAUGUGGGCCAGGCUGGUGUCCAGAUUGGCAACGCCUGCUGGGAACUCUACUGUCUUGAACAUGGCAUCCAGCCUGAUGGGCAGAUGCCCAGUGACAAGACCAUUGGGGGAGGAGACGAUUCCUUCAACACAUUCUUCAGUGAGACAGGUGCUGGCAAGCAUGUCCCCAGGGCUGUCUUUGUGGACUUGGAGCCAACAGUGAUUGAUGAAGUGCGUACUGGAACCUACCGCCAGCUAUUCCACCCUGAGCAGCUUAUUACUGGCAAGGAAGAUGCUGCUAACAACUAUGCCCGGGGCCACUACACCAUUGGCAAAGAGAUCAUUGACUUGGUUCUGGAUAGGAUCAGGAAGCUGGCUGACCAGUGCACAGGUCUCCAAGGCUUCCUGGUCUUCCACAGCUUUGGUGGUGGCACCGGCUCUGGUUUUACUUCCCUGCUGAUGGAGCGUCUGUCUGUUGACUAUGGCAAGAAGUCCAAGCUGGAGUUCUCCAUCUACCCAGCUCCUCAGGUCUCUACCGCUGUCGUUGAGCCCUACAACUCCAUCCUGACCACCCACACGACCUUGGAGCAUUCUGACUGUGCCUUCAUGGUAGACAAUGAGGCCAUCUAUGACAUCUGCCGCAGGAACCUUGACAUUGAACGCCCCACCUACACCAACCUCAACCGCCUCAUUAGCCAAAUUGUGUCCUCCAUCACAGCUUCCCUGAGAUUUGAUGGUGCCCUGAAUGUAGAUCUGACAGAAUUCCAGACCAAUUUGGUGCCCUAUCCUCGCAUCCAUUUCCCUCUGGCUACCUAUGCCCCAGUCAUCUCUGCUGAGAAAGCUUAUCAUGAACAGCUCUCUGUAGCAGAGAUCACCAAUGCUUGCUUUGAGCCAGCCAACCAGAUGGUGAAAUGUGACCCUCGGCACGGUAAAUACAUGGCCUGCUGCCUGUUGUACCGAGGUGAUGUUGUUCCCAAAGAUGUCAAUGCUGCUAUUGCCACCAUCAAGACAAAGCGCAGCAUCCAGUUUGUGGACUGGUGCCCCACUGGUUUCAAGGUUGGUAUCAACUACCAGCCUCCCACAGUGGUCCCUGGGGGUGACCUGGCCAAAGUUCAGCGUGCUGUCUGCAUGCUGAGUAACACCACGGCCAUUGCUGAGGCCUGGGCUCGCCUGGACCACAAAUUCGACCUGAUGUAUGCCAAGCGUGCCUUUGUCCAUUGGUACGUAGGGGAAGGGAUGGAGGAAGGAGAGUUCUCGGAAGCUCGGGAAGACAUGGCUGCCCUAGAGAAGGAUUAUGAAGAGGUUGGAGUGGAUUCUAUUGAAGGAGAAGGGGAGGAAGAAGGAGAGGAAUAUUAAGCCUGCUGUCCUGUGUCUUCCUGCUGCCUCAUCUCCAUGUUAUUUCAGCUUGACACACUUAGCUAAAUUGUUAACUGGGCAGUGUUACUGUAAAAGAGUGCAGCAGUCUUCACUAGGAUAUCUUGCCAUUCCACUAUGUGAUCAUGUUGAUUUUCCAUGUCUUUGUAAACGUAUCAUCAUGUCUGUGAAAUAAAAGGCUUUAAAAAGA